AAAUGGCCGGUUCUUAAUCCUGCAAUUGUCGGUCUGACUCAGAUUUUUUUUUUGUGUGUUUACACUGCUUUUUCCCCCAAUGGAAAUGCCAUUAUUACCUGCUACAUUUCCAUCCCGUUGACGGAGAAAAUGUUGCAGAAGCAAUGCAACCAUAUAAAGACAUGCCAUUUUAUUAUCUGCUUGAAAUUGCAACGACCCAUUUUCAGAUUUCAGUUUUUUUAAUUGACAAAUGUGGUCUUCACAUCCAAAGAAACAAAACCAUAUUGCUUCUAAAGGUGAUGAUGAUCUAUAUAGAGAAUUAUGGAAGGCCUUUGCUGGUCAAUCCAUGGAUGUUCCUAGAGUUGGAGAACAAGUGUACUACUUUCCUGGACUUCACAUUAAGCAGCUGGAGCAAUCAUUGAUUCGGGAACUGAACCAAGGAACACCAAUUUUAGACCCAUACUUAAAGAUCCUUUGCCAUGCUGUUCAUGUUCGGUUUCUGGUUGAGAACAUCUCGGAAGAAAUUUAUGCAGAAAUUAAUUUGUUGCCAAAACAGGAUCAAACGGAGCCAGUAAAUCCUGAUUUUUAUCAUUCUAAGAUUCCAAGGCCCCAAAUCCACUCAUUCUGCAAGGUUUUAACUGCCUCGGAUACAAAAAGUAACUGGGGUUUGUCUAUUCCUCAAAAAGAUGCUGUGAAAUGCUUUCCUCCCCUGGAUAUGUCUCGAGAUAAACCUAUCCAGGAAUUAGUAGUGAAAGACCUUUCUGGCAAAGAAUGGCGCUUUAAGCAUGUCUUUGGAGGCCACCCUCGGAGGCAUCUACUCACUAAUGGCUGGAGUGCAUUUGUUAAUAGCAAAAAAUUGGUUUCUGGAGAUUUAGUCGUCUUCUUAAGAAGGGAAGAGAAUGGAGAUGUACAUGUUGGGUUUAGACAUCUACUUUGUCAGAAGAGCUCAGUUGAAGCGCCAAUAGCUUCCAGCUUAGAUAUCAAAGGAGUGCUUGCAGUUGCUUCUGAUGCUCUUGCAUCCCAGAGACCCUUUUCUGUCUACUGCAAACCCCAAACAAGUCAAUUUAUUAUAAGCUUGAACAAAUACCUGGAAGCUAUUAACCUCGGGCUUGGAGUUAGCAUGACAUUUAAGAUGCCAUCUGAAAUUGCAAAUUCUCACGGGAGUUUUACAUGUAUGGCGAAUGAAAAGGACCAGAUGCAAAUAAAUCAAUAUUCACAAAAUGCAAAUGUAUUCCUUAACGAAGAUGAGGAGCACAUGGAAGAUGCGGAGGCCAUUGUCUACUCUCCUCCACGACAUAGUACGACACCUUCGGAAAUAGGGGAGAAGAGACAUAGUGAUCACACUAUAUACAUUUCUCCUGUGGAAGGCAAUGUAGAGUCAACUUAUGAAGGUGGCACAAGAAAACAUAAUGAGGUAUCAAAUCCUGUGGAAAUAGAAAGCAUCCGAGGUACAGAGGAACAUAAAGAGAUCACGACAAGUUCUUGGAAUUUCAACCCAAUUCAAGAACAGGAACUGGAGGACGCAGAGAUAAUCAAGGAUAUCCUUCCAAUAGUUUCACAGAAUCUCCCUCUUGAUUAUACAGUCCCAUCAAACACGGACAAUGAUCAAUUCCUACCCAUUAUGCAAGAUUCUGAGGAGUGGCAAAACUUUCAAGGAACAGAUUUUCCUCUGCAUGUGCAACCUCCUUCUGGAAACUCCUCAAAAUCUAUGCAUCCCACAUCUAUUUCAAGUCAUAUUCCUUGUGAUGGACCUAGUCAUGCUGAUGAGAAAGUCCAUUGGGAGGGUUAUCAUGUGGCUCAACGAUAUAUCCCAAUACUGAGCAGGAUUAUCUCGCAGUACCCUAGCACGCUUUCAAGUUUCAAGGCAACAAGUCCCAUUUUCCAAUCAAUGUGCCUGGAGAUUUUGGCCGAGUUAGUUUACUUGCUCGGACAGUUCACCACGGCGAACAUGGACAUCAAAUAUCUUAGUGAAGCUAAACGAUACCUUCGGGACUUGAAACUGAGUGGUAUCGAGAUAGGCUGGCUUGAAAAACGUCUAGCAAAGGUUGAAGACAUAUUUACCAUGAAAAGAAUAAGCAUACGAAGACAAGAACUUGUCCUUGGAAUUGAAGACACAACGGCAACACUUAGGCUGAUGAAUGAAGAGCUUGGGUCAUUAGAGAAGGAGCUUCAGAAACUGUCAUCCAAUAUUAACCUAAAAACCUCUGCUGAAGAUCGUCCCAUAUUGGAAGUCUGUUGUGAAUUUUCUUGGUUUAAUAAUAUGGCAUUGUGCAAAACUAUUGGAAAGCUCAAGUUUAUUUCUUUGAGCUAAAGUUUUGUUUAGGGGGUGACUCCUUACUUUCCUAACAGUUUCAUAAUAAUUUACUUAUCUUUUUAGCACUGUGUGAAAGUAGGGCCUGCGAUCUGUUUUUAUUUCUGGCCGAUACUGUUGCUCUUUAAAUACGGCUACUACUUACUAAUGUUUGUUGUUUUUUCUUUUCUUUUGAAACAAAAAACAAGUAGCAUAAUACAUUUUUGUAA
Molecule: messenger RNA, 2499 nt
Organism: Nicotiana tabacum (common tobacco)
Lineage: Eukaryota; Viridiplantae; Streptophyta; Magnoliopsida; Solanales; Solanaceae
Biological process (GO): regulation of DNA-templated transcription; response to hormone
Cellular component (GO): nucleus
Molecular function (GO): DNA binding
Source: RefSeq, a predicted model, not a curated record